GUUGACACAGGGUAAGCACCUGGUCCAUUUGAUUUACCUGGCUGCACCGGCAUCGACCGUAGUCUUUUGCAUCCCAGACUUCCUCCCAUACGAGGAAGUCCUGUACUAUGCAGUGAGGACAGUAGAACAGAAGUCACAGUGAAGUGUUUUUAUCGGUGCUAAACCGGGCUUUCCAGCGUCUUCCUGCGAGGUCGAGUCAACACCAUUGUAGUCUGUGCUGGUUUAGAACUUAGGAUUUGCAGGUCUGGCCUUGCAUUCAGGAUCAAAGUCACCGCAGCAUGUCGAGCCACGCAAUGUCCUCGUCGAUAGUACUACUUUUUCUGUGCGUCCUCUUCGCGACGCUGGUACACUGUUUUCCAUCGUCAGAAACCAACCAGCAACAACAGUCGCAUAGAAUUCGCGACGCGAUCCGGCAACCGUUGGGAUGGAAACGUACUACGCGUGCCGAGACAGACACCGUCGUUCAUCUGCAAAUCGGCCUGAAGCACGAUGGCUUCAAAGAACUAGAGCGGAGACUGUAUGAAUUAUCAAAUCCAUCCCAUCCAUCCUACGGCCGCCACCUUUCCGGAUCUGACGUGGCACAGUUGCUCAAGCCGUCCGCCGACACGGUCCGGAAGGCAGAAGACUGGCUUAUUGAACACGGCAUCACCAAAUAUGACAUGACACCCGCCAGGGACUGGAUCCGGGCUUCGGUUCCUGUCCGGACAGCCGAAACUCUCCUAGAUGGCGAGUUUUACCAUUUUGAAAGCGACACCGACGGACACGUACUGGUGCGCACGCUGGAAUGGUCACUGCCGGAACACCUCCGCGGCCAUAUCGACGUCGUGCAGCCAACCAACUCGUUCCUCCGCACCGUUCCACAAGACCGAUACGGCGGUAUCCAGAAACCCGCCUGGGAGGUCGAGGGGCGAGUCCCGACGUACGAUGAGCUCGUCGAGGAGGACCUCGUGGAGCGUGGUCACAUUGAUAUCCCCGCGCUCGCGGACCUGCCGCCCAACCCGACCGUGGCAGACGCCUGCAACCGGCUGGCCAUCUCGUCGCUGUGCCUACGUGUGCUGUACGGGACGCUAGACUACGAGGUGCAGCAGCCCGUCGAUGUCAACGCAACGAACAAGGUGGGUGUCGUCAACUUUCUCGGCCACAACAACAACCGGUCGGACAUCGCGCGAUACCUCGAGUUGUACCGACCGGACGCGGCCGCCGCGGGCGCGGCGACCGCCUUCCAGACAGUGCUGGUGGCCGGGGCGGUGGACCAGCAGACGCCCAACACGCCCGAGCAGAUGAGUCGGGCGAUGGGUCUCGAAGGCGCACUGGACGUCGAGACGUUGCUGGGCGUGGCGCACCCCGUGCCGCUGGUCGCGUGGAACGUGGGCGGGCGGCCGCCGUUCCAGCCGAGCGCGAACAAGGUCGAGAACUCCAACGAGCCAUACCUCGAGUGGUUGCACCACCUGGCGGCGCUCGACGACGCGGCACUCCCGCGCGUCGUGUCGGUGUCGUACGCCGAUGAGGAGCAGACAGUGCCGCCGCGCUAUGCCGCCCGCGUCUGUGAGGCCUUCGCGCAGCUCGGCGCACGCGGCGUCAGCGUCAUCGUCGCCUCGGGCGACGAGGGCGUCGGCAAGGAAGGCAAGUGCGUCUCCAACGAUGGCAACGAAACCCCGAGGUUCAUGCCGGCCUUUCCCGCCUCUUGCCCCUAUGUCACGGCCGUUGGGGGCACGCGGCACUUUGAACCGGUCAUGGCUGGGUUCGAUGCGCGGGGCGGGUUCAGCACAGGCGGCGGCUUUAGUAACUACUUUCCCCGGCCCCGCUACCAGGAGCCGGCCGUUGCGGCCUACGUUGCCGGCCUGAACACGACACACCAAGACCUAUACAACCCCCACGGCCGGGGGAUUCCCGACGUCGCCGCCAUGGCCUACCACUUCCCCGUUGUGUGGAAUGGCACGUCGCAUCUGCUGGAUGGCACGAGCGCGUCGGCGCCGGCCUUCGCCGCCGUUAUUGCCCUCGUCAAUGACGCGCUGCUGGCGGAGGGGCGGCCGCCUCUGGGCUUUCUGAACCCCUGGCUCUACAGCUCGGCCCUGCCUGGCCUGCGUGAUGUCGCCGCCGGCUCAAACCGCGGCUGCGGUACCAUGGGAUUUCCGGCCGUGGAGGGCUGGGACGCAGCCACCGGGCUCGGCAUGCCGUGGUUUCCAGUCCUCAAGCAGUUGGCGCUCCGGGAUGCUUUUCGGUGGGACCAUCCUUGGUAUAUAGCGAACUUGGCAUGACAAAGGAAAAGACUGAUCAGACGGUUCUUCCCCACUGGAUUGCGCCGGAAGGUGGUUAGAGUCAUGUAUAUUCAUCCUGUAACAGUAAUUACAAUAAGACAAACCAAAAUUUUGAAUAGGAGGAAGA
Molecule: messenger RNA, 2385 nt
Organism: Colletotrichum navitas
Lineage: Eukaryota; Fungi; Ascomycota; Sordariomycetes; Glomerellales; Glomerellaceae
Product: Pro-kumamolisin
Exons: 4
Coding region: 279-2258 (659 amino acids)
Biological process (GO): proteolysis
Molecular function (GO): serine-type endopeptidase activity; tripeptidyl-peptidase activity
Source: RefSeq, a predicted model, not a curated record